Varanus komodoensis (Komodo dragon) is the source of this 1064-nucleotide messenger RNA. RefSeq names its product vesicle transport through interaction with t-SNAREs 1B (gene VTI1B). The record is from RefSeq and is a predicted model, not a curated record. Lineage: Eukaryota; Metazoa; Chordata; Lepidosauria; Squamata; Varanidae. Gene Ontology annotation, cellular component: ER to Golgi transport vesicle membrane; Golgi apparatus; late endosome membrane. Bases 85 to 780 code for a protein of 231 amino acids. The transcript has 6 exons. Gene Ontology annotation, biological process: intracellular protein transport; intra-Golgi vesicle-mediated transport; vesicle fusion with Golgi apparatus. Gene Ontology annotation, molecular function: SNAP receptor activity; SNARE binding.
CCGUGAGGAGACUGCGGGAGUUCCCAGGUCGAAGUGACCGGGACCGCACCAGAUUUCGGAAGCCGUCCGCAGCAACUGAGUGCCAUGGAGAAUCGCGGCAGCGGCUCUUCGGAGCACUUGGAGCGACUGCACGAAAUCUUCCGCAGCCUGCACGGGGAGCUGCGCGGCGCUCCGGAGCGUGUGCGCGGCAGCUCGUCGGUUGAGGAGAAGAAGAAGUUGAUACGAGAGUUUGAUGAAAAACAAAAAGAAGCAAAUGAAACGCUACAGGAAAUGGAAGAGGAACUGAAAUAUGCCCCAGUGUCCUUUCACAAUCAAAUGAUGAUCAAAAUUCGGGCAUACAGAAGAGACCUUGCCUCAUUCCAGAGAAGACUGAAAAGUACUGAUUUAGGAGUGGUCCCAGGUGGACAUGCAGAUCCCAAAUUUGGAAUCUUUUCCACAGAAAAUGAGCAGAGUACUCAAAUACAGUCUCAGAGGGUAUUGCUACUUCAAGGAACAGAAAGCUUGAACCGAGCUAGUCAAAGCAUAGAGCGUUCACACCAGAUUGCUGCAGAGACGGAUCAAAUUGGUACAGAUAUAAUUGAAGAACUUGGGGAACAGCGGGAGCAGCUGGAACGCACGAAAGGAAGGCUAGUAAACACGAGUGAAAACUUAAGUAAAAGCCGGAAAAUACUGCGCUCCAUGUCAAGAAGACUUAUGACAAACAAGUUAUUGCUCUCUGUUAUUAUCCUACUGGAGCUAGCCAUCCUGGCAGGCAUUGUCUACUACAAGUUUUUCCGCUAAAUUCUCAAGAUACACAGCCUUCUGCCUUUGUUUUCCAUCCACCUGAAGGACUAUGCAUGAACACUGCUGAGCAAUGGCUCUUGGGCACAGAUUGAAAGGGGUGGGUUGUACUUAAUAUAAUAUAGUUGAAAGACACUACUGAUGCGGUAGUAGUCUUGACAGUGUGCUCAUCUGAGAAUGGUGCUGGGCUGCUGAGAGGAAAUAUGGCUGGAAAAAAGACAAAGAGGAGUGAAGUAAUGGUAAGAUUGUAUAAUUGUAAAGUAAUAAACAUUUGUCUAAGCUGA